UCCCCAUGCUUGGAGAGGUCAAAGUGCGACAUGGCGGAAGAUGAUGCAGCGAGUUUUCCUCUAGCAGUGGACUACUGUGGAGUAUGUAGUAUGCCUCCUGAGUACUGCGAGUAUUCUGCGGACCCCAGCAAGUGCUACGAGUGGAUGAAGGUGAAUUUGCCGGACCACUACUCCAGGAUAGAGGCCAUAGCUGCACAGCUGGAGGGUGUGUCAGUUGGUGAAGGAAAGCGGCAGACAAGAGGUGGAAAGGCUAUGAAGAAGGUCAAGAUAAAGGAGGAGAGUGUGAAGCGACUGUGUAUAUCACGAUCUCAGAGAGCAAAGAGGAAGUGUGUUACAGUGAUUGUAGGACUCAAGUCAUUCGAUAUUGAACUGAAGAAGGCAUCGAGAUUGUUUGCUGGGCAUUUCUCGUGUGGGAGUUCAGUAACUGGGGACGAUGAGGUGGUGGUACAAGGAGAUGUUUAUGACGGAAUUGUGGACUUCAUCAAGGACAAGUGGCCACAGGUGACUGAAGAUCACGUCAAGUACAUGGGUGACCAGAAAAGAUGA
This is a messenger RNA of Geodia barretti, 546 nucleotides long. NCBI's taxonomy places the organism in Eukaryota, Metazoa, Porifera, Demospongiae, Tetractinellida, Geodiidae. The record is from the annotation of a GenBank genome assembly.